AUGACCCGUAGGUGGCUGGAGUCCUUCCAUGCGGAGGACAUCUUGAGGGACAAGACGCUGCUCAGGCAGCAGCUCGAGGUGCGGGGCGAUUGCACGGUGGAUGAGGCUAUCACGGCAUUCGUCAACCAGAAGGUUACCUCGUUCGUCGUGGUCAACAGAAGGAAGGAGGUGAUCGGUAUGUUCACCUCGAGAGACCUUCUCGGGGAGCUGGCCAGGUACCCCAACAAGGCCGACGCCCUCAAGACGAGGGCCCACGAGUUCAUGAUUCCGCUGAGCCGAAUGAUCUACGCCUCCGCUAAGGACUCGCUCUACCAGUGCCUGCUGGUCAUGUCGGAGCUCAAGGUACGGAACCUUCCGGUCAUCGCCGAGGGGAAGGUGAUGGGCAUCGUCAACGUGAACGACAUCAGCGACUUCAGCUUCAGCAUGGAGGAGCUGGGCGGCAAGAAGGCCUACAUGAAGAACAUUAGCCAGAGGAAAGGCCUCCCGAAGGGCGUCGGGCUUGACCCUGGGCAGAACCGGUCCGGCUGGAAGCAGACCUUCUCGGCCUCGGUGGGAGCGGUGGCCCUGCCGCACCCCCACAAGAUGACCGAUGGGGGGGUCUCCGCGAACAAGAGGGAGCACAGGCACCUGGAGGUCGCCGAUGACCCGACCCUCAGCGAGGACGCUUACUUCGUGCUGGACGUGGCCUGGCCUACGGAGACGACGGACACCGUCAACUACGUGGGCCUGGCAGAUGGCGUGGGGUCCUGGCGAAGGGUGGGCGUGGACCCCAGGGAGUUCAGUCACCGCCUGAUGCACUGGGCACGGGAGUACAUCGUGAGCAUGUCGCCCGGGUCGGGAAUAGGGGGAGAGGGCGUCAUGUCCCCUCCCCCCCCCAAGCCCCACGAGGUGCUCAUGGCGGCGUGGGAGUACACCAUCGGGGAGAAGGUGGUCGGUAGCAGCACGGCCUGCGUGGCAGCGCUGGACUACGACCUGGAGCAGCUGAGCUUCAGCAACAUCGGAGACUGCGGGGUCGUUGUCCUGCGGCACAUCGACUCGAAUGUUGCGGGCUACAUGAGGGAGAAGAAAACGCCACGGCACCUGAGAGACUCUGACCUCCGAUUGGCCUUCAUCUCUCAGCAGCAGCUGCGGUCCUUCAACCUCCCGUACCAGUUUGGCUACACCAAUGUCCCCGAGGACAAUGCCAACUUCGAAACCCCUCGAGACGCCGUCAACACGUCCUUCCCGGUGAGGCCGGGGGACAUCAUCAUCCUUGCCACCGAUGGGCUGUUCGACAACAUGGAGCUCGAGAACAUCUCGUCGGUGGCACUGGAGUGGGAGACGAAGUGGUUCGGAGGGCCCAUGGGAGGCUUGAACGAGCACAACAACGCCGCCCUGGAGGAUCUCGCGGAAACCUUGGGACAUAGAGCGCGGGAGCUGUCGCUGGACAACACGAGGGACUCCCCGUUCGCCCUCCUUGCCAAGGAGAACGAUAUCAUGUGGGGGGGAGGCAUGCCUUAUUAUAUCACCGUCGUAGCGCUUAGGGUCAUCAACAAGGCCGACUCUACCUCAGAGGCUGUGUCGACGAGGGGAGUGGCGAAGCACGUCCAGACCGUCCACGAGGCGGCAGCGGCGUAAAGCCCGUCGUGGGUGGAGACCCCCCACCCACCCCACUCCCCCCUCCCGUCAUUUUUCGGGAUG
Messenger RNA from Ectocarpus siliculosus, 1680 nucleotides. The record is from the annotation of a GenBank genome assembly. Lineage: Eukaryota; Phaeophyceae; Ectocarpales; Ectocarpaceae.